This is a messenger RNA of Penicillium nucicola, 2001 nucleotides long. RefSeq lists its product as uncharacterized. The transcript has 5 exons. Bases 1 to 2001 code for a protein of 666 amino acids. The record is from RefSeq and is a predicted model, not a curated record. NCBI's taxonomy places the organism in Eukaryota, Fungi, Ascomycota, Eurotiomycetes, Eurotiales, Aspergillaceae. Gene Ontology annotation, cellular component: nucleus.
AUGGCGCCGCGCAAAACAACCAAAAAACAGACGCGAUUGGCCUUCGCUUCAACCACUGCGCCUUCUGGCACAGCGAGCCCGGAGCAAAGCAGCCGAUACUCAACCCUCCAGUACAGCAACCCAGGAUCAGGAGUGUAUCGCGCGAAGCCUCACAAAGUCAAGACUGAGACCAAAGUUAAACCGCGAGCCAAGCCCAAGAGACAGUCCCGACUUCCUACGCAAAGUGCACAGGCUGUCUCGAAGUUCAACGAAACACCAAAUAACGAACCAAACGAAUCAUCCUCCGACGAAAUUUCCUUCUCUGCGCGAAAGCAAGUCACGCACCCUAGCGUACAGGUAGUGCUCAAUAACUGUAAAAAAAAUCCGGACAAACCCCAGAGCUUGAAGAAAUCAGGCCGAGGAUUGCGUUCUUCGGGAGAACAGUCUAGUUCCCGCCAGAAGCGCAAGCGCAAGGCGACAAGCUCCCCGAUUGUGCUGAGCGACUCCGGCGAGCCUCUGAACACUCAGAAGCGCAGACGUGGCCAGGAAGAAAGCACUCCGGUAAAGGCAGAACAAGAAGAAGAAGACGAUGAUUCGGACUUGCCGGUUCGGUCUUCAGCUGUGAAGAGACUUAGGCGUGGCCAGACGCAAAGCACCCCGGUCAAGGCUUCCCAGGAUGAUGAUGAUGAUGAUGACGACUCCGACGUACCAAUUCGUUCUUCCGCUGUGAAGAGACUCCGGCGUGGCCAAGUGCAAAUAUUGCCUAGUGAAAACAGUGAAGAAGAUGACACCGAUGAGUCGGUUCAAUCCUCGCCCGCGAAAAGGCUCAGACGUGGACAAGACAUGACCCUUCCUCAGUCACCACGAACUCCACGCAACAUAUCGAACCAGGCUAGACUUGACCUUGCAGAAGAUUUAGAUGACCUUCAAGAUUCAGUUGUUCGAAAGAGCCGCACUCGUGGUAAUAUUGCGGGAUCUGCUCGAAACAGCAGACUGAAGAAUCUCGAAAUCCUCCGGCGCCGACGGGCCGGUCUGAAAGAAGAGCAAAGCGAGGACGAAUCUGAAGAAGAAUCCGAUUCAGAAAUUCAAGAGAUUGACCAAAAUGGAACGAAGAUCAGUCCUUCGACCCAUAACCAUAGCUGGAAACAACACGAGGAGGCAGAUAGCGACGUGGAGUCUGUCAUUGCUGCCAACGAAGAUCUAGACCGCUAUGAAGACGACUUCGUCCUGGAAGACGAGCCAAACGACCUCGGCGUCCCCACUGAGGCCAUUCCCCUCGAAUUCACCCGACACGCAUACAAACAACCCAAAGACUACUUCCGCGAUGUAGUAUACUGGAUGGUCCAGAACAAACUCAACCCGGCGUUCCCCCGCUCAGACCCGAUGUUCAACAUGGCAUUCGCGAAACUGGAAGACGAAGUCAAGGGUCGAUCUGGCUCUCAGCUUAUUUCUUCAGUCUGGACUCCCGAAUUCAUCUAUGCCAUUCAAGCUCGCCCGUCUAUGGAAAUCACUGCGUUCCCCACGGAAGAGGAUCAUCCAUGUGAUGCGUGCAGGCGUUCCGGCCAUCCUGCCUCCUUCGAUCUGAAGCCGUACGACAAAGCAUAUUCCCUGGAGACACUGGAACCUCUGAAAGAUGACAGUGAAGACAGUGAAGAUCAGUCUAAAGAUGAUGACAGCAGUCUGGAUGAUGGCAAGGAACGAGACCGAGAUGGCCACAUAAUUCCACCAGAGGGCAAGCACUUCUACCUAGGAAGGACAUGCAAGGGUAGAGCUGUGCUGGCACAUACCCUCAUCCACUGGCGCUACCACCUUAAUGUAUGGGUCAUCAGUUACCUCGAGGACAUUGGCCACAUGCAUGAUGAUGAAAUCCUUCGACGGAACAACAUGAGCACCAAGAAGAAGACGCGCAAUGCGAAUGAUGUUCUCGAUCAAAUGGUUGCCGGUGGAAUAGUUGAUGGGCUCUGGCGCGAUUUCCACAUCAAUCUCCGGUCCGCUCGUGAAAAGGAGUCAAUUUUCGUUUGA